Gryllus bimaculatus (two-spotted cricket) is the source of this 3470-nucleotide messenger RNA. NCBI's taxonomy places the organism in Eukaryota, Metazoa, Arthropoda, Insecta, Orthoptera, Gryllidae. The record is from the annotation of a GenBank genome assembly.
AUUUCAGGUGAACUGGAUAAACAAAAUUUAAGCUUUAUUGGGAAGAGAACUGCUUGGUAUCGCCCAACAAAUAUUGUUGAUUUGUUGGAUUUGAAGGAUAAAUAUCCUGAUGCACGUAUAGUUGUAGGAAACACAGAAGUUGGGGUGGAAACAAAGUUCAAAAACUGUGUAUAUCCAGUCCUCAUCAAUCCAAGUAUGGUUCCUGAACUAUCUGCCAUCAAUGUAACUGAAAAAUACAAAACAAGGAUAUUUUCUGCAGUUGUGGACAUGCUUCAUUGGUUUGCGGGAAAGCAAAUUAGAAACGUCGCGGCCGUGGGAGGAAAUCUGAUGACGGGAAGUCCAAUAUCAGAUCUCAAUCCAAUUUGGAUAGCUGCUCGGUGCCAGCUGCAGGUGCAAAGUAAAACCCGUGGUGUACGCAUUUUGACCAUGGAUCACUCCUUCUUCACUGGUUACCGGAGAAAUGUUAUAAAACCUGAUGAAGUACUUGUGAGAAUUAUAGUGCCAUUCACAGCACAGAACCAGUACUUCCAUGCCUACAAACAAGCAAGAAGACGGGAUGAUGAUAUUGCCAUUGUUAAUGCUGCUUUUAAUAUCUACUUAGAAAACAGUAGUCCUGUAAUUAAGGAUAUUGUGAUGGCAUUCGGGGGAAUGGCUCCAACUACCGUGACCGCUCAGACAACUCAGCAGAAAUUAUUGGGAUUGAAAUGGAAUGAUGCCUUAUUGGAAAAAGCUUACGGCUAUUUAGUUAAAGAUCUACCACUUGCUGGUAAUGCUCCUGGCGGAAUGGUGCAGUAUCGAGUUGCCCUUGUCCUCAGUUUCUUCUUCAAGGCAUAUCUGGCAGUCUGCCAGAAGAUUCAGACAAUCUAUGCAGAUUAUCCAGCCAUUCCUAAUGACCAUGAAAGUGCAGUUCGUGGAUUCGGUUCCGUCAAGCCUUCGAGUGCUCAGUAUUUUCAAGUGGUCCCAAAUGAUCAGAAAGUGAACGAUCCUGUGGGUCGCCCAAUUGUUCAUAAGUCAGCGUAUAAACAAGCUACAGGAGAAGCUGUAUAUUGUGAUGAUAUGCCCCAAAUAAAAGGCGAGCUGUAUUUAGCACUAGUGUUGAGUUCAAAAACACACGCUCGAAUCCUAUCUAUUGACGCAUCUCAGGCCUUGGCUUUGGAUGGAGUACAAGCUUUUUAUUCUGCGGAAGAUCUCCCAGGAAAAAGAAAUUCUUGGGGACCCAUUAUUCACGAUGAGGAAGUCUUCGCCAGAGAUGUUGUAACGUACCAAGGUCAACCUGUAGGAGCAAUUGUAGCGGAUGAUCAGAGAAUUGCUCAACAGGCGGCAAAAUUGGUCAAAAUUUCUUACCAAGAUAUUGAACCUGUUAUAGUUACAAUCGAGGAUGCAAUAGAAAAGGAAUCAUUUUUCCCUGGAUAUCCUAAGAAAUUAGAAAAGGGAAAUGUUGAUGCGGCUUUUGCGGCUGCAGACAAUAUUUUGACUGGUGAAGCUCGUAUGGCUGGUCAGGAACAUUUUUACUUAGAGACGCAUUGUUGUAUUGCUGUACCCAAAUGUGAGGACGAUGAAUUGCAUAUAUAUAUUUCUUCUCAAAAUCCAACCGAAGCUCAGAAAUUAAUAGCAGAAAUGCUUGACAUUCCUGCAAAUCGAGUAACAUGUCAUGUUAAGAGAAUGGGUGGAGGAUUCGGUGGAAAAGAAUCAAGGUUUAAUGUAGUCUCUUUGCCUGUCGCAUUGGCAGCUCACAGGUUACAACGACCAGUUCGGUGCAUGCUGGAUCGUGACGAAGAUAUGAUAGUGACUGGUCAGAGGCAUCCUUUUCUUGGACGGUUCAAAGUUUCUUUUACCAAUACUGGUAAAAUAACAGGUUGUGAAGUGUAUAUAUAUAAUAAUGGUGGCUAUUCAAUGGAUUUAUCGGGAGCGGUUCUGGAAAGAGCAAUGUUCCACACUGAAAAUUCAUAUAAAAUAGAUAAUGUCAGAGUACAUGGAUAUGUUUGCCGAACUAAUAUUCCUUCAAAUACAGCAUUUAGAGGAUUUGGUGGGCCACAAGGAAUGUUUUUUGCUGAAACAAUGAUCAGGGAUAUUGCUACAUAUCUGGGAAAGGAACCUUCAGAAGUCGCUGAAAUUAAUUUAUAUCAAGAAGGAAAUAUAACGCACUAUAAUCAACCGCUACUUAAUUGCACCCUACAAAAAUGUUGGACAGAAUGCGUUGCCAGAUCUGAUUACUCAGCAAGACAACAAGAAAUUCAGCAAUACAAUGACAUUGUGCCUACAAAAUUUGGCAUAUCCUUUACCUGCAAAUUCUUAAAUCAAGCUGGUGCAUUAGUGCAUGUUUAUACAGAUGGAUCAGUACUUCUCUCUCACGGUGGAACGGAAAUGGGCCAAGGAUUACAUACAAAGAUGAUACAGGUUGCCAGUCGAGCUUUGGGAAUUUCAGAAUCACUAAUACACAUAUCGGAAACUUCUACGGACAAAGUUCCUAACACAUCAGCUACCGCAGCAAGUGCCGGAUCGGACCUGAACGGGAUGGCUGUUUUGAAUGCAUGCCAUACAAUAUUAGAAAGACUUCAACCAAUUAAGAAAGCAAAUCCAUCUGGAGGAUGGGAAGAUUGGAUCAAAGCAGCAUAUGUUGAGAGAAUAAGUUUAUCUGCAACUGGAUUUUAUAGGACGCCCGAUAUUGGUUACGACUGGGAAAAGAAUGAAGGAAAUCCUUUUAAUUAUUUUACAUUUGGAGUAGCAUGUUCAGAAGUUGAGAUUGACUGUUUAACUGGAGAUCAUCAGGUUCUCAGAAGUGAUAUUGUAAUGGAUUUGGGAGAAAGUCUCAAUCCAGCAAUUGAUAUAGGCCAAAUAGAAGGGGGCUUCAUACAAGGUUAUGGACUUUUCACCCUGGAAGAACCGAUCGUAUCUCCAAAUGGAACCUUACUUACUCGUGGACCAGGAACAUAUAAAUUACCUGGAUUUAGUGACAUACCAGCAGUUUUCAAUGUGUCACUUCUUAAAGGAGCAUCAAAUCCACGAGCAGUUUAUUCAUCAAAGGCUGUCGGCGAACCGCCAUUAUUCUUAGCCUCAUCAAUAUUUUUUGCAAUUAAAGAUGCUAUUAGUUCUGCUCGAGUGCAAAGAGGAUUCAGCAAGAAAUUUAAAUUGGACUCACCUGCAACCGCUGCGCGUAUUCGUAUGGCUUGUGAAGAUGAUCUCACAUCAAAGGUGCCGGCCGUUGACCCAAAAUUAACACCAUGGGGUGUGACAGCUUAAGAAGACAAUAACGCCAUUAGAAGAGAUAUGUUUUAAAAGUGGAUAUGUAGCAUCUUUUUCGUUAAAGAAAGUCUUAAAGAAACUUAUUGGUGGUAAUAUCAGUAAUUAAUGAUAUUCUGAUCGUGAUAUUCUGCCGAUUGUUAAUUAAUUAUGAAAGAUGGCAUUAAUUAAUUAUGUGAAAAUAUAACCAUAUAAAAUAAACCAACGUACAAUAAACUUUCAAUAUAUCA